AUGGCAGCGUUCAUGGUACCAAAUAGAGGAGAUGGAGACGAUCAAGCCCGCAGCAUAAUAAGACAAGAAACGGGCGACAAUGGGGAAGCCAGAAACCAAGAACAGUAUAGUAUGAACAACUAUUAUGCAGAAGGACAAAUUGUAUCACUCAGACAGAACAAUUUAAACAUAAAUCCAAGACAAGAUCAAUAUUCUGAAGAUGAUGGUUUACUACAAAGAUUAAGACAGCCACAACCAAAUGAAGUAUUGUUACGAAAUGAAGUUGCAGCUCUCCCACAAAGAUUAAGAGAGCAACUAUCAGAUGAAGUCAAGUGUUUGAUGUGUAAGAGUAAUAUCCGUGACGCCGUAAUCAGGGACUGUGGACACCUGAUAUUGUGCCAAAAAUGCCUUCUUAAAUUGGUUCACUGUCCGAGCUGUGGGAGAAAAAUCCGAGCAUGGAGUGUGGCUUCUUGGUUUUCGUAAAAUUUUCUUC
Ruditapes philippinarum (Manila clam) is the source of this 472-nucleotide messenger RNA. RefSeq names its product baculoviral IAP repeat-containing protein 7-B-like. The record is from RefSeq and is a predicted model, not a curated record. Bases 1 to 462 code for a protein of 153 amino acids. The transcript has 3 exons. Lineage: Eukaryota; Metazoa; Mollusca; Bivalvia; Venerida; Veneridae.